UCAAUUAAAUUGGAACCAAGAGUUCCAGAUGCGAUCCUUUGCACGAGAUGAUGUUUCAUUUGACCACAACGUCCAAAUAUGAAGUGACUGAAAAUGUAUUACUAAAAUACACACAUGUAGCACCAUUUUAUGCGAUCUUUACGAAUUCUGAAUGACAGUUGUAUAUAAUGAACAGCGUUUGUUAUAUCAACGUUUGAGGUAUCAUCUAUGACUUGCGAAUAAAAAUUUUUACAGGACGAUGCUGGAAGGAAUUAUGGAGUUUAACAGGGAUGAACAUGCACAUACCCGAUACAAUCCCUUGAAGGGUGAAUGGGUUCUAGUAUCACCACAUAGGACAAAGAGACCUUGGUGUGGUCAAGUGGAAGAUGGACCCGACGAAGGAAUUCCAGAAUUUGACCCCAAAAAUCCUUUGUGUCCUGGUGUAAUGAGACAUAUUGGGCAGGUAAAUCCCAACUACAAGUCUACAUUUACAUUCACCAAUGAUUAUCCAGCUCUUCUUGAAGAUGUUCCUAGCCCACCACCAAGUAGUGAUCCGUUAUUCCAAAUGGAGAGUGCUCAAGGAACAUGCAGAGUCAUGUGUUUUCAUCCAAAGUCAAAUAUAACCCUUCCUCUUAUGACAGUAUCAGAGAUUCGGGACAUAAUUGACAAAUGGAUAGAAGAACUUACCGAACUUGGUAAGAAGUAUAUAUGGGUCCAAAUAUUUGAGAAUAAAGGAGCUAUCAUGGGUUGUUCUAACCCACAUCCUCACUGCCAGAUAUGGGCCUCAGGUUUCUUCCCAAAUGAACCACGUAUCAAGGAACACUACCAGCUUGAGUAUUACAAGAAAUUUAAGAGGCCCUUACUUAUGGAUUAUGUUUCCAAGGAACUGGAGAAAAAGGAACGAAUAGUUACUGAAAAUGUGGACUGGGUGGUGGUUGUGCCUUACUGGGCUGUAUGGCCAUAUGAGACAAUGUUACUUCCCAAAACACACUUGAAACGUUUUUCUGAUUUGAAGAGUAAACAACGGGAUAGUCUUGCAUCCAUCAUCAAAUGUGUUUCAGGAGCUCCAACUGGCCCAAAACUUUAUGAGGACGUAAGCCAUUGGGUGUUUCAUGGAGUUUAUUAUCCUCCACUCUUGCGCUCUGCCACCAUUAAGAAGUUUAUGGUUGGAUAUGAAAUGCUGGCUCAGUGUCAGAGAGAUUUAACUCAGGAGCAAGCUGCAGAGAAACUACGAAAUGUACCAGAUAUCCAUUACAAACAAGAAAAUGAGUGAAAAUAUUAAUUAUGAGAGAUGAGAGAAAUCCAAGAACAAGCUGCAGAGUAAUUACUAACCUUGCUAAAAAUUAAAAGUAAAGAAUCAAAGAGGUUAUUAUCUGUCAGCACUAACUAAUCCAAAUGUACUCCCUUAGCAACAGACAGUUCUGCAUGGCUUCCUGUGCAUAUGCGGCACUAACCUAAUCCGAUCUUAACUAAACCUACCUGCUUAGCAACUGACCAUUGUGCAUGGUUGUCUGCUCAUGCAUUUCACCUUACUUGUUCCAACCUAAUCUAUCUUACAGUAACGAAACCUAAUUUGACCAUAUCCCCUCACUUACAAACAUAUCAUUGCACACGGCCAUUUGCGCAUGUGCAUCACUACUGACCUAAUCUAACGUAACUUAACCAAAUCAAAGUUCUUAGCAAAUGGCAAAUGCGCAUGGUUGUUUCCACACAUGUGCCAUUAACCUAACUAAACUUAGGCCAACAUUGACUUACAUUAGGUACGCUUUGGUUUCAUGCAGAGGCCGGGUCCGUCACAGAGACCAUUCAUACAGACACUGGUUUGGGUGGGGAGAAUUUGAAAAAAAUUCUAAUUCAAAAUUUUUGGAAAAUCAAAAAAGUAGGAAAAUAUCCAAAAAGCGCGCGUAACUAAAUUUUUUUGAAAAAUUUCGACUUCAAAUUUUUAGUUAUUUUCGCUUUUCAUGCCACUUAUAAACAUUUUUAUAAUUUUUAAAAUUUUCGAAAAAUCAAAAAAUGUAUGAAAAUGUCCAGAAAGCGCACCUGGUCUGCCAUGGUCGGUCCAUGCCAGACUCUGUCUCUGUUGGAUCGUGUCUGCCUGACACUCUCCCUGCCGGACUCCAUUUGUAACGGACCUUUUCUCUGCUGGACCCAGACUCUGACUUGCUGGAACUGGUCUGCUGUACAUGAUCAAAUUUAUAAUUUCUUUUAUGAAACUGCCUGAAGUUUCACUACUGUUUUCAAAAGAGGAUACUAUCCUGUGUCUACAACCUCACAUACUAUUUCUGUAAGAUUUCUAACAAUAUUAUCACCCCACCAAUGUCUAGGUCUCACAAAUGUUUUGUUCUCCUUAGGUUUCCUGAUCAAAAUUGUGUGUAUGUGUAGUUCUCAGUAUACACAAUACCUUGUUACUGACAGACUAACUUGUGAAUUGCUGAUUUGAGUCCCUUAUUUUCAUCAAAAUAAAUAUUUCAAUUGGACAACUAGAAAUAAAAUGUUCUCAAUUCACUAUUAUAAAUCUUGUGAACAUAUCAAACAGAACUAACAUAUUUGCAGAUCUACAUAUUCUGAACACAAAAAUUAGCCAUCAACCCACAUGGGAACCUUCAAGUUUGAAUAAUUCUUCUCUUGUGAGAUUUCAGGUUCUCACAGUGGCAAGUAUGAAGAUGACUCUCUUGAGGGAUGUGCCAUGCAGUCUGGUAAAUAUUUACCAAUGCUUCAGAGGUGCUUGGUGCCUCCAUCAUUAGGACGAUCUCCGACACCUCAGUAAACUUCUACCAGGCUACACAGCACACCAUCCCAGAAGAUAGUAACCUUCAACUCUUCUUAAUAAAUAUGACAUUUGAAAUUUCUGUGAUAUCAGCAAGUUCUGCUUGAUUAUAAUCUGAGUUUCUGAUCAUAAAACAACACAAUAACAUAUGUGCAAUUUUAUCACAAUAUAUUAUAUUUCAUUUCAUCAGUACAUACCUUAACAAUCUACCGAGCACUUUAGAAACUCAAAACAAAAUAAUGUUAAAAGCAGAAUUAAUUUUAACCAAGUAAAAUACUAGCUAAAUCAAACAGAAUGGCUUUGUAUUAUUAUACAAAGUAACAAAAAUUAAUACUCCCAGCUACAUACUUAUCAUGGAUCUUCAUGGCUUACUACAAGCAACAAAAUUGUCUUCAUAUGGCAGCAUUUCCUGCAGCAACUCUGUUCUUCACAUCUUCAUAGGAUGGCAAAGACUGUAAUAUAAUACCUUUAUAAAUCAAAACAGUAGAAAAAUAAUUUAUAUAUACAUCACUUAGUAAAUAUGUCUAGAACACACAAAGUGCAUUGUUUUUAAGGGCAGAUAAAUGAAGGACAUGUGUAACUUA
Molecule: messenger RNA, 3330 nt
Organism: Zootermopsis nevadensis
Lineage: Eukaryota; Metazoa; Arthropoda; Insecta; Blattodea; Termopsidae
Source: RefSeq, a predicted model, not a curated record